Messenger RNA from Prorocentrum cordatum, 314 nucleotides. The record is from the annotation of a GenBank genome assembly. Lineage: Eukaryota; Dinophyceae; Prorocentrales; Prorocentraceae.
GCGAAGUUCGGGGGAGCUGGUCGCCCCGUCGCCCCGGUCUAUGCGUACCGCGCGCUGAACUCCAGCGCGGUGUUCCCAGAGCUCGGCGGGGCGAAGUUGUUGGACGAUGGCCUCCGGGAGCUAAUCCGCGACGCCGUCCAUGGGCUUUUCGACAAGCACGACGACGGCGACAACACGAGGGGCGACCCGGAGAAGCUGAAGGUUGAGGUUGCCGCUGGGGAUUACAAGGGGGGCAGGGAGGAAAAGGAGUGGAAAGAAAAGGACAUGAAGGGGAGGGGCAUCGACGACCGCGACGACGGGCGCAGGAACCACAG